AUGGACACGCGAGGAGGAUGGAGAACGCCAAAAAAAAUCAAACUGCUGCUUACUAAACUGGGGAAGAUCGAGGACACGGACAAAUCUGGGCUGGUAGCAGUCCAUCGUCUUUUCAAGCUCGCCAGCACAGAUCACGAUGAAGACGUGACUCGUGAUCGAAUGAAUCUGCUUGUCAACACCAAGGUUGCUCUCAAACGCUAUUUUGAGCAAGAGGGUGCAUUUGGAUUUCUAAAAGACACGAGCCAAGCAAAGUAUUUUCUGAGAAUCCAACAGCAAGGGAAUUGCUUCAUGAACGCUCCGGCCGUGUUCUUUGCGUACAUUUUGCAGUUUCUCGACCUCUACGAAGAUGGUGUGCACGGUGCUGUCGAUGUCGCCAAAUUCAUUCGAAGAAGCUUCACGGAUCCUGAACUGUACGACUACGUUCGUGAAGGUUCAGGAGGAAAUGCGGACGCCGUUCUAAAAACGAUUCUCAAGCCUUUGCUUGGAUUUGAUGCAACCACGACGGGAAUUCGCCCUCGAAACGCAAUGCAAGCGUCAUGA
This is a messenger RNA of Seminavis robusta, 540 nucleotides long. Lineage: Eukaryota; Bacillariophyta; Bacillariophyceae; Naviculales; Naviculaceae. The record is from the annotation of a GenBank genome assembly.